Molecule: messenger RNA, 4945 nt
Organism: Menidia menidia (Atlantic silverside)
Lineage: Eukaryota; Metazoa; Chordata; Actinopteri; Atheriniformes; Atherinopsidae
Source: the annotation of a GenBank genome assembly
UGUUUCAGGGCAGACAAAAUGACUGUUUUGCUCAGAAGUGUCUGAAGUCUGAGCCGUCCUACACAGCCCAAACGCAUUUGAUUUAGUGGUGUGCCAUUCAGUUACUGUUUGUUUACAAGUCCUCCCACCUUUGUGUUUUUCCCCUGAAAGUUAAAUGCAGUUUUGAAGGGAGUCAGAUAAGCUGACAGGCUCAGCUUUUCCACACUGAUCCACUCUUUCGCCAAAAAAAAAGCCUAAAUAAAAUCCUGGAUUGAUUACAGUUUACUCCAGUAACCCUGUUUGGACCCCUGUAUGCCAUCCCACUGUACUUGUGGACAACUAAAAUCCGUCUUUAUAUUUUCAUAUACACGAGGCAAGGAUAAUGAUAUACCUUCCCGCUGGAGGCUCACUGAAUUUAGAUGGUUGUUGUGUUUUCCUUUAACUUGUAAACAUCCCGCUGUUCAGCAACAACUGUCUUCCAUGAACAUCCAGACCGUCCGAUUAUAUCCAGAUGGUCAGCCGACUCAUCUGGACAAAAAGUGACACGGAGAUGAUCACUACAUAGGGGUGGAGCACAGAGGAGCGAGAGCGGUGCCUUAAAGAUGUCUCCAAAGCUACCCGUUGGCCAAGCCAGAGGGGACUAUUCUGCUGUCCAAGUAGCGGUGCGAGUGCGUCCCCUGCUGCCCAAAGAGCUGCUCCACUGCCACGAGAGUUGCAUCACGGUGGACUCUGAACUGCAGCAGGUCACUUUGGGCCAUGACCGACGCUUCUUUUGCGACUUCUUAUUUGAGGAGACGUGCUGCCAAGAAGAUGUUUAUUCUGUGUCUGUGCAGCCACUCAUAGAUGCUUUCUUCCAAGGCUUCAAUGCCACAGUAUUUGCCUAUGGGCAAACAGGCUCAGGCAAGACUUACACCAUUGGGGAAGCUAAUAUUAGCUCCUUCCGAGAUGAGGAGCAGGGUAUCAUCCCCAGAGCAGUUGCAGAUGUCUUCAAGCUCUUGGAUGAAAAUGACCUCUCAGACUUCUCUGUUCGCGUCUCCUAUUUGGAGGUCUAUAAAGAGGAAUUCAAGGACUUGCUGGAAGUGGAGACUGCCAGCAAGGACAUCCUCAUCCGGGAGGAUAAAGGCAACAUUGUUCUGUGUGGUGUAAAGGAGUGCGAGGUGGAGGGUCUCGAUGAGGUUUUGAGCCUACUGGAGUCAGGAAACACAGCCAGGCACACUGGUGCCACACAGAUGAAUCCGAACUCCAGCCGCUCGCACACCAUUUUUACCCUGUACAUCGAUCAACGGCGUGGAAGCUCUCGCCUUUAUGGGACCGCUGCGGGCUCCGGACCGCAAAUGCUCUCCUCCAAGUUUCACUUUGUCGACCUGGCCGGGUCGGAGCGAAUCCUAAAGACGGGUAACACUGGAGAAAGACUGAAGGAGAGCAUCCAGAUCAAUAGCGGUCUCCUGGCUCUGGGUAAUGUUAUCGGGGCACUCGGGGAUCCAAAGAGGAAAGGCUCUCAUAUACCAUACAGAGAUUCUAAAAUCACAAGGAUCCUAAAAGACUCUUUGGGAGGAAACUCAAAGACCCUGAUGAUUGCCUGCAUCAGCCCCUCCUCCUCAGAUUUUGAUGAGAGCCUGAACACUCUGAACUACGCGAUGAGAGCUAGAAACAUCCAGAACCGCGCCACGGUGAACUGCAAGCGGGAGCCCGAUCGCGUGGAAGGGCUGGAGCAGCAGAUCAAGGCCCUCCGCAGAGCCCUGGAGAACCGCCAGCGUUCGGAGACCCGCAUCAUCACCCGCGCUGACCCAAACCGGAGACCUCGGCUCGGAGAGGGCGAGAUCAGCAGGCUGCAGGCCCAGAGCGCUCACUACAGGACCUGCACAGACACCGCUUACAGGUUGCUGCGGGAGCUGCAGGGUGAAGGGGCUCUGACUGCGGAGCAGAGUCUGAGAGUGAAGGAGUGGCUGUGCUCGGUGGAGGAGGAACGCAGCGGGCUGACCACCGCCUCGGGGCCGGACAGCGGCAUUGAGAACAGCUCCACAGAGGACAGCAUCGCCUUGAGGAGAGGGAGGCCCUCCAUCAGGAAUCAGGACUCGGAAGCAGUCGAGGAGCGGUGGAGCAACGGUCAUGAAUACGAGAAAGAGGAUAGUGUGGCUCAUCUUCAGGCUCAGAUCCAGCGGCUGGAGAAGGAGAACACAGACUUUUUAGCUGCUCUGGAGGAUGCUAUGGAGCAAUACAAGCAGCAGAGCGAUAAGCUGCAGGAGCAGCAGGACCUGAUAGCAGAGCUGCAGUUUCAGCUGUCCGCUCCUGGAACGAUGGGGAUGAGCCUUAACUUAAAGCUGCGGCCUCACACUGCCCCCAUGGGCUCCCUGCAGCACGGUCAGAAUGGAGGCUCCCACAGACAGGUCAGUCCACUGGGUCAUGCUGGUCAUGCAACUGAUCACGAAGGGAAAUAUUACGAGGAGCAGGAGAUCCCAGGAGGAGCAGAGGUUUAUUACAGGGAAAACGAGGAAAAUCUUUCCAGUCUUAACCAGGAGCGAUGCAAACAGGUGAACCUGACCUGGACCAAGCAGGACACGAUGCUUGGUGGAAUUAUAGCUGGUGGCAGAGGGCCAGCGUCUCAGCUCCCUGAGCCAGAGCAGCACCCGUGUUUAGCCAGGAAAGCAUCCAACUCCAGCACUGGAGAAAGCCUGAGAAGUUUCGAAGGUGUUUCAGAGUGGGGGCUUCUUCAGGCCCAGCAGAAAAUCAGGGAGCUUUCUGUGACCAUCCGCAUGAAAGAGGAGCUCAUCAAAGAGCUGGUCAAAACGGGUAAGGACGCGCAGGCCCUGAAUAAGCAAUACAGCCACAAGAUCACUGCCCUGGAGAGUGAAGCCGUGCAGGCCCGGCAGGAGCUGCAGGACGCUCAGCGCCAGCUGCAGGAUCUGGAGCGCCAAGAGAGAGAAAUAAGUGCCACGGACAAGACCAGAGCCCAGGAGUGUCGCAGGAAGAUAGCUGCCGCUCAGAGCAAAGUUCAGAGUUCUGAGUGGGGGACGCACGUGUGCUUCAAAUCCCAGGUCCUGAGCCAGCGGCAGAGGGACACCGCUCGCCUGGCCAAUCUGCCCGUACAGAGCGAACGCCGCGUGUCGGAGCUGGAGAGAAGUGUCCAGUCAAUGAGACAGCAGCAGGAGCAGCUGCAAAAGAGGCUGCGCGAGGAGAGCCAGCAGAAACGACGUCUGGAGACAGAAAUGCAAAGAAGGACUCACCGAGUCAAGGAACUUGAGAUAAAGAACGAGCAGCAGCAGAAGAUCCUGAGGAUAAAGACAGAAGAAAUCGCAGCUUUCCAGAGGCAGAGACGCAGUGGCAGCAAUGGCUCCGUCAUCUCACUGGAAGAGCAACAGAAGAUUGAGGAACAGAAGCGCUGGCUGGAUGAGGAAAUGGAGCGUGUGCUGGAACAGAGGAGGGGACUGGAAGACCUAGAGGGAGAACUGACCAAACGAGAGCAAAUCCUGGCCAAGAAAGAAGCCCUGCUGCAGGAGCGCAGCGGACUGGAAACCAAGAGGCUCCGCUCCAGUCAGGCCUUAAGUAAAGAUCUGAUGACUCUCACCGGGCGCAUUGAGACGCUGGAGCACGAGCUCAGCGAGAGGAACGGUCUCCUCCGCAGCAGCAGCGCCCAGGACUCCCAGCAGAUCCGCCAGGAGAUCUCAAACUUACGCCAAGAGAAAGACUCGUUGCUCAAGCAGCGAGUUGAGCUGGACGACAAACUGCGGCAGGGUAACCUGCUCUCGCCUGAGGAGGAGCGAACCCUUUUCCAGCUGGAUGAAGCAAUCGAGGCCCUGGAUGCUGCUAUUGAAUACAAGAAUGAGGCCAUCACUCAGAGACAGAGACAGCUGAGGGCUUCUGCCAGCAUGCUUUCCCAGUGGGAAAUGAACCUCAUGGCCAAGCUGAGUUAUCUGUCUGCCUCCGAGACCAGAGCUCUGCUCUGCAAGUACUUCGACAAGGUGGUGUCCCUGCGUGAGGAAGAGCGUAAACUCCAGCUCGCCCUCACCGAGCUGGAAAUGCAGCUGGAUGAGCAGCAGAGGCUGGUCCAGUGGUUAGAGAAUGCCCUCGAUCGUGCACAGCUGGACACGGACCGCCGGCUCACACAACAGCAGAAGGAGCAUGAGAGGAGCCUUAUUCACCUCUCCCUGUUUCCUCCCAUCAAAGAACAAAUGGACGAAGGCCUGGCAGGAAGGCAGCGGCAGUAUGAGGGAUGGAUCUACAAUCUCAGGAAGGAGCUAAACCACUACAAAGCGGCUAAUCUGGAGCUAAGUACCAAACUGCGAGAGCUCUGUGGAUCAGUCGGUCAGCCAAAAGAGCAUCUUAAAGGUGCUGGGAGUGUGGAAAAGCUGAGCCACUGCCACGAGGAGAACCCGGGAAGCAAAGGGACCAGGCAGGCGGACAAACUCACCCGGUCCAGGGAAGAAAUGCGGGAGCUGGUCAACACCCCCCUCCCCUCCACCUGGAGGCGCUCGUCUCUCCCCACAGAGGAGCCCGCUGUCAUGGAGGAACUGUUGCUCCAGGUGUGCGGGGACGUUCCUGCUAACCGCGUGGUCCAGACCGGUCUGGUGGCCAGCAGUGGGUCAACAUCCCUGCCCGUGGUCAAAUCCCGCAGAGACUCUCGUCGCUCCAGCCUGAACAUCGGGCCUCUGGCAUCAAAUAAUGUGUUAAUCGACGUACGGAAGAACCCUGUCUAAAUAGAAACCUAUUCAUGUGUACAUUCACUUUUUAAGGACUUUUGUCUUCUGUUCUUUGAUUUUCUUUUUUGUACUUUUUUAAAUGAAAGCCCACUGAUUUUUCUACAAAGCACUUUUGACUAAAGUAAAGUUUGUGAUGUCAUGCAGAUGGUAAGUAUUACAUGUGGCCUUACCCAGGAAUCACUCGUCACAGAAUAAGGUUCUGUCUCUGAAAUCACGAACUUUUGUCCAUCCACAGUAUUUUGUAAUAAAUUGUAUGUUUGUCUUCGCUC